This is a messenger RNA of Arabis nemorensis, 1050 nucleotides long. Lineage: Eukaryota; Viridiplantae; Streptophyta; Magnoliopsida; Brassicales; Brassicaceae. The record is from the annotation of a GenBank genome assembly.
AUGGAUGGAGAAGAACUCACCGAGCAGGAAACUGCCUUGUACGACCGCCAGAUUAGGGUUUGGGGCCCUAAUGGUCAAAGAAGAUUGACCAAAUCUCAUAUCUUUGUUUCUGGAAUAAAGGGUACUGUUGCUGAGUUUUGCAAGAACAUUGUGCUGGCAGGAGUUGGGAGUGUGACAUUAAUGGAUGAUGGUCUAGUUAACGAAGACACUUUGAAUGCAAACUUCUUAAUUCCUCCUGAUGAUAAUGCUUAUAUGGGCAAAACCGUUGCUGAGGUUUGCUCUGAUUCACUCAAGGAGUUCAACCCUAUGGUCCUUGUUUCUGUAGCGAAAGGUGAUUUGUCAACACUUGGCGCUGAAUUUUUCGAGAAGUUUGAUGUUGUGGUUAUAGGCUACAGUUCUCGUGCUACCAAAAAAGCUGUUAAUGAGAAAUGGCGGAAGUUAUCGAAACAAGUGGCAUUCUACACAGUCGAUUGUAGAAAUUCAUGUGCUGAAAUCUUUGUCGACCUUCAAAAUUACAAGUACACAAAGAAAACGCUUGAAGAGACAUUGGAAUACGAACUACAUUUUCCGAGUUUUCAUGAAGCUAUAACAAUACCUUGGAAACUGAUUCCGCGGAGAACAUCAAAGCUCUACUUUGCCAUGAGAGUAAUAGAAGUUUUUGAGGAGACUGAAGGGCGUAAACCUGGAGAGUGUUCACUGCUCGAUCUAGCCAGAGUCUUGGAAAUAAGUAAAAAACUCUUUAUGGCAAACUCGGUGAGCGAGAGCAAUAUACUAGAUAGUGUCUUAGAGAGGCUUAUCACUGAUACUACCGAAUUCCCACCAGCUUGUGCCAUUGUGGGAGGAAUACUAGCACAGGUUCUCUCUCGCUUUCUCUUUGCAUUCAAUCUCCUUCUCAUGGGAAACUUGGUAAUUUUCACAAGAGAGAUUUUGGUGUCGCAGGAGGUGAUCAAAGCGAUAUCCCGCAAAGGAGAGCCAUUAAAGAAUUUCUUCUACUUUGAUGCUCAAGAUGGGAAAGGUAUGAUUGAAGACAUUGCCAACUAUUCAAAGUAA